Molecule: messenger RNA, 943 nt
Organism: Danio rerio (zebrafish)
Lineage: Eukaryota; Metazoa; Chordata; Actinopteri; Cypriniformes; Danionidae
Source: RefSeq, a predicted model, not a curated record
GCAAGAUGUCAGCUCUGUGAGUAGACUACACUUUCUGUUCGCUGUGUUCAGUUUAUAAAGUCUUAUAUUUAUUAUAGACCACAGGCUGUGGUCAGAAACCCUUGUUUGAAAACCAACAUUAUUAUUUUGUUUUCAGUCAUGUGACCAGCCACUUCCUCUAGAGAUCACCUUGGCAAACAUGGCCAGCGGUGGCUCCAGGUGUUCGAACAUUAUUCAGCUUCUGGACUGGCAGGUCUUUGAAAACCAUUACGUCAUGGUGAUGGAGCGGCCUAGUCCAAGCAUGGACCUGGAGGCAUUCCUUGAAGUCAGCGGAGGAGUCCUCAGUGAGAAAACAGCACAUACCAUCAUGAGGCAAGCUGUUUAUGCGGCCAACGUGUGCUGUUACCGCGGGGUGUUCCACCGGGACAUUAAGCUUCAAAACCUGCUGGUGAACCCCGACACACUGGAAGUCAAGCUGAUCGACUUCGGGUGUGGAGACUUCAUGAUGGAAUCAGCCUACAGUAUCUUCUCUGGCACAGAAGCGUACAUCCCGCCAGAGUUUUAUGAAAAAGGAUGCUACCGGGCCAAACCAGCGACGGUCUAUUCACUUGGGGUUCUUCUGUUCACAAUGCUCCAUGGAGAAUUCCCAUCAGCGUAUGACCUGUACUACCUCCAACAUGACUGGUCCAAAUUUACCCUCUCUCAAGGUGAGAUGUUCAUCAAAGAACAAUUAAGUGAAACAGCUUAAUAAUAAUAAUAACAAUAACCUCACCUCUCCAUUUCUUCUUCACAGAAUGCUGUGAUAUGAUGAGGGCUUGUCUGCAUGAGAAUCCAGAGUGCAGAAUUCCUCUAGAAGAGAUGCCUUACCACGACUGGUCCAUGCUGGAGUUCUGAGUCACAUUAGCAGAAUGUUUUGUAUAUUUGAUUUUUGUACAUGUCUGUAAUAAAGAUAUACUUUAUUGAA